UGAAAACAUUUUUCAUUCCGUGUGAAUAAUGGAGCAAAAAUUGAAAAUUUGUGAAACUGUACUUAAGUGCAACAAAUCCUAGAGUUGCGCGUUAAUAUAAAGAAAAAAGAAAAAGUACUUUCAAUACCCCACUCCUUUCGAACGGGAUUACAAUUGUCACACGGUAUCCAAUAGAUACAUGACAAACAGCAACAACAACAGCAAUAGAAGACUAUAAGCAAAGAAUAUAUAUUUUUUUUUGAACAGCAAUAAAAUCACUUCAGGAAAAAUCAAUAAAGCCGUGUUGAAAUUACCGCCCGACGAAACUAAAGGAAAAACUACAGAGCUACGAGGAGAUAUUAGCUGCUGUCAGUAUUACUGUACCCAAAUCCAGGCCAAUUUAAUAGAAAAAAACCAACGUUGGAACAAAAUUGAAUCAAUAUAAAUUAUUUAUAAAAAUAAAUGUUUAAAAAUAUAUAAAUCAAAUAAAAAUACGGUAAAAAUAAUGAUUGAUUUAAACAAAAUGUGAUAGCAUUUCUACUUCGUGUUUAACGUGUGUGAAUUUAUAAAUCAUUUGAAAUUUUAUUAAAAAAAUAUCUUCUUAUAAUUAAUUUGUAAAUUUAUGGUGGUUAAGAGUGCAUAAAUACAUAUAUCUUAGAGCAUAAACACGCAAAUGAAGUGGAUGGUGGAGUCUUACUUAAAGUCAGUCGAAUCAACUUAAAACGUUUUAUGUGCAAUCGUUCAAAUCUCAGUUGAAUUUAUGGAUUAAAUAUGGAUAUUUCAAUUAUCACCUCUUCUAUUUCCACAACGUUUUCUACAGUAUCUACAAUUUGGUUGAAUUCCAUAUUACCACAUCAAUUCUUGCUACAACAAAAAUGACGUCCAAACAAAAAAGUGUAAAGUAUCUGAAUGUAAAACACACGCUCAAAGCUACUAAGAAAAAUAUCGCAACCUAAAGCAACUCAAAGCAACCAGUAAUGUUGAGGGUCUAAAUCAGAUCAACAAUUCCUGCAAUAAAAAAUUGCAAGCCAUUUUUUAUUUUAUUAAUUAUUGAAUUACGCCGUCAAGGCAAAAAAACUCAAAAUUAAACGCAACAAUAAAAAGCCCUAUAACGGCAGUUAUUUGAUGAAAAACAUGGAUAAGAAUGUUGGUGACGCGGAUUGCAAAUCAGGUGGCGGCAGUGGGAAAGCCGGCUCUAGUGCCAGUGGGGGCGGUGGAGCCGGUGCACAUGAUCCCGCUGCGUUAUUAGAUGCAGCCUCUUUAUUUGCGUAUUGGGGAAGAGAUCCUGCAACAGCAGCAGCCGCUGCCACAAAUCCACUUUUCAGUUCACAAUUUAAUGCAGCUGCAGCGGCGGGACUGGGUUUAUUGCCGAGUCCAUCAGCAGCAGCUGCAAAUGAUCGCUACUCAAUGGCGGCUGCAGCAGCUGCAGCUGCAGGACAUCACCAUCAGAAUACAAUGGCAGUGGCAGCUUCACAGGCAGCUAGUUUAGCAGGUCUGCAUCCAGCAAGUUGGUGGUCAAUGGCACAGUUAGCAGCACAGGAUUAUUUUAGUCGCUUACAAGCAUCCGGCUUGUCGCCAUUCACUCAUCCGGAUUUAUCAGCUUUUGGUCCCUCUGCACUUGGUCUAAGUGGUAAUGCAGGCAGUGCUACGGGUGGUUGUGGAUCAGGACCAAAUGGUUCGGGUAUGAGUUCUGGUGGUGCAGGUGGCUCAGGUGCUGGCAGUGGUUCUUCCUCAAGCAGUAGUAAAUCAAGUAAAUCUCGUAAAGAAAAACGUCAACAGCAACAACAACAGCAGCAGCAGCAACAACAACAACAACAGCAACAACAAAAUUUAGCAAAUAGCUUAAAUGCCGCUGCGGCAGCAGCAGCAGCUGCCGCUGCAGCUAAUCCAGCAGCUGCUCUAGCUGGUAUGCAUGGUUUAGUUGGUGCUGGAACAACAAUAACACCUUCUGCAACUAUGACUAGUGGUGGUGGUGGUUCCAGCAAUUCAUAUAAAUCAAACUCAAGUGGUUAUGGUAAAUCGUCUAUGUCUGGCAGUUUGAAUACGAAUCCUGGAUCAGCUUACGAUCCAGUUGUUUUGCACAAAGAGUUGAUGGCAAUGCAAGUGGCCGCAGCUGCUGCUUCGUCUGGAGCUAGUGGUAGUGGAUCAUCAAGUUCCUCGUCAAAUAAGAAAUCAUCCCAUUACUCACAGUCACAACAGGGUAGCGGAGUUGGACUUUCCUCUUCCGGCAGUAAUAGCUCGAAUAAAUCUCUUUCAUCUAACAACAAUAGUAUGCAUCAUUUAGGUGGCGGUGGUUCUAGUAUAAAUAAUUCUGCUAGUCAUCACAAUGCACUUAUGUCACCACAUGGUAGUGUUAAUAUGUCAGGUAGCGCAAAUACUGGAAAUAAUUCUAUGUCGGCUAAGGAACGUGAGAAAAACAAUGCCUCGCUCAAUGCAUUAAAUUCAUUAUCACAAUUUGGAGCUCUCGGCAUGAGUCCUCAACAGAGUGUGCAAGCAGCUAUGAACGCGUUUGCUAAGAACUCCGCUGCGGCUGAGUUGCUUACUGGUGGCAAAUCAAAGGAUUACAUGCCAUCAGGCAUACUGAGUGAACAUCCGUCCUUGCUGGGAGUACGUUUGCCGCCUGAUACGGAGAUUAUAAAAUACACAUCAUCCAUCGUGGGCCCCAAAAUACCCGGUACUACUACACGUGGUCGUAAAAAGACCAUAUCUGAAGAACAACAACAACUACAACUACAAAAACAAGAACUUGAAACAUCAAAUGCAAUUUCCUCUUUACUUGCAUUUCCAGGUCUCAGCCCAGCGAAACGGGCUAGACUCGAAAUGGAAUACGCAGCAAUGGCAGCAGCAGCGAAUGCAGCGCAACAACAACAGUCUGGUGGUGGAGGCAGCAUGGGCAGUGGCAACUCUAGCGCAGCAGCAGCGGCAGCUGCUGCACUUGGACAUUUAACAGCACCAACUAUAACAGGCACAAGCAACAAUAUUGGACGACUUGAUCAUACAGCACCAACAAGUUCAGCUAGCAGUCGUGAUCCAUCAACUGAUCGUGUAGAAGUUAUAAAAUUGCCGCCUACAAUUACAUCAAAUGGAGCAUAUAAUUUAUCGAAUAAAAGUAAAGACUUACAUGAUAUGAGUAGCGAACUCAGUACUGGUUCUGGUGUCAAUUUAAGCAUGAAAUCGAAUCUAACUGCUAAUAACUCAAUGGCUGGCACUGCGGCCAAUCCCAUAACCAUAGAAGACUUUGACACACCACUGAAUUUGUCAAUGAAACCAGAUAAGCCCAAUUCAUCAAGUAGCAACGAUUUUAGUCAAUCAAGUAGCAUUAAUCAACAAAAUGCUGGUGCUAGUUCAAACAGCUUGCAAAGUUUAAGUUCAAUUACAGCUGCUUUAGGUGGUACACAAACUGGUUCUGGUUCGGGUUCAAUUGGAGCUGGUUCUAGUAAUAGCAGUGAUCGCUCCUCCCAGCCACCAUUCAAGGAAGGCCGUCCGCGUAAUUUGGGCAGAGGUGUAUCAAAACCGAAGAAAAACACUGUAGCUUCGUUAUUAGCACAGUCCAGAGCUGUUGGACUGAAGCCAAUGUUAGCGACGCAGCAGUUACUGCAACAAGGUGCAGAUUUUGAAAAAAUUCGGCAGGCACUUAGUGAUGCAAAUGCUCAAAUGGAAGUGUCUACCGACUCUGAGAGUGUGGCUGCUGAAAGUGGUUUAUCGGAGUCUGAAAGCGAAGAAGCAAAUCUACUUAAUGUCGCUGAGUUACGUGUACCACUUGACUUGGGCUGGAAACGUGAAACAGUAAUACGCGGCCUCACAAAAGCUGGACAAAUACGUGGGGAAGUAGUUUAUUAUGCUCCUGGCAACACUGUGCCAUUAAAGACAAUCGGACAAGUUUUCUCUUACCUGGAGAAAAAUCCCUCAAAAUUAUUACGCGAAAAUUUCAGUUUCUCUGCACGUGCAAUUGUUGGUUCGUUUUUACAGCCAGCACCCCCACCAUAUGCAAACGAUGGCGAGUAUAUACGUAUGUCUGAUGAGGACGUAGCUAAGCGUCUGGAAGAUCUUAAAAUGUUCACAAGACAGACUUUGAAUGUCGAGCAACGCAUUGAGAUUGCGAAGCAGCAACAAGCCAUACGUGAUGCCAAAAAGCAACAAAAGGAAGAAAUGGCACGCAAUAAAGAAAAAGCACGUCAAGAAAAAAAUGAGAAACUAGAGCAACAGCGCAAAGAGAAGGAGUUAAAAAAUCAACAAGCAAUUGAGGCGCGCAAAAAACGUCAGGAAGAACUUGAACGCAUUAAGCAGGAAGAGUUAGCAAAGAAACAGCAGGAAAAAGAAAAGAAACGACAAGAAGCUAUUUUAGCUAAAGAACAGAUCUAUCUGCAGGAACUCAACAAGCAGAAGGAGUUGCUACUAGCCGCUGAAAUGGAUCGUGAGCGUAGACGUCAGCAUGUGGCAUUAAUACGCCAAUUGGAAAUACGUCGUAAAUUUGAAGAACGCGAGAAGAAGAAACAUCAAAUGGUACUGGACCGUUUGAUCUUAAGAGAAAAACGUUUGCAAGCACGUAAACGUGAUGCUGAAAUUUUGGCACACAUAAGAAAACCUCAAGAAGAUUCUGAGAUUGUACAUCCUGCCGAAAUUCCUGAAAUGGAACGUGUUGCUGGUAAUCGUUUACCUGGUCAGGCAAUGGCAGAUUUACUAAUGGUCUUUGAAUUCUUACAUAAUUUUGGAGAAACAUUAGGUUUCGACAUGGAAUCUUUGCCAUCAUUGCAAAAUUUGCAUGAUGCUCUUGUUGCUGAUAGCAAUGUUGAAGCUGAAGAGGAACUACUAUCUGUGAUGACACAUUUAUUGGUGUGUGCCAUUGAAGAUCCUGGUAUACCGAAUCCUGGACGGCAUACAACUUUGCUCGGACAAUCGCUACGUAAUGCUGAUAUUACAAAUUCGAAUGUAUCAGAAAUACUUCGCAUUUAUCUGUAUGCUACAGCCACAGGCGAAAUACGUCAAAUGUUCGGUAUUACAAUGGAUCGUGAGCGUGAACGUCGCAUACCUGAUCAUCAUCAAGUUGAUGCUGAUGCUGUUACACAUUCUGGCAAAAAUCAAGAAUAUUAUAAAUUGUUACAUGAGAAUGAAACAUGGAAAUUAUCGCAUUCGUUGAAAGAUCGACCAUUUGUGGCACUUAAUCCAACACGUAAAGCACAAAUACUUGCGCAUCUUUGUAAUGAUUUACUUAUGAAUAAGGCGGUGCUUAAACAAAUAGACGGCAGCUUAGAGACAUGUGCUCAAAUGCGUAAAGAAAAAUAUAUGACAGAUAUGAAGGUGCGAAAGUAUAAAGCUUUGCAUAUGCGUAAAUCACGUAUUGAAGCUUAUGAGAAAGCUCAGGCUGAACGUGAAGCUGCAAUGUUGGCUGCUGCUGCUCAACAAAAGCUCGAUGCGGAACGCGCUGAAAAAGAUGCUGAAAAUGUGACAACAAAUGCUGCACCUAAAGAUGAUACAGAGGAGGCUAACGAAAUCAAUUCUGUUGAAGUUGAUGAACGCAAUAAUAAUAGUAAAGAUGAAGGCGUUGUUUCAGAAAAAAUGGAUGUAGAUGAAGAGAAUAUACAGAAAAACAAUGUUGCUGAUAUUCCCAAUGACAAGCAUGAUAAAGAUAAAGAUAAAGAAACUAAUGAUGACAUGCAUAUUCCAACUAUAUCGUUAGUGGAUGCGAGUCCAUCCAAAAGUUGUGUUAGUGAUAAUACACCAGUUAAACAAGGUAAGCUUGAGGAUUUAACAAGCUCACCAACAUAUCAAAAUGGUACUUCAAAUGCAACUGCUACCACAACAGAUCUCAAUGCAUUAUUGUCAAAGAAGAACAAUACACGCACGAACAUAAAUGAUGAUGCAUCCACCGAUGUCGGUAUGGACGAUGAUUUAAGUGAUAUGGAGUCUGAAAUUACUAAUGUUGAAGAAGACGAAGACAACAGACUUAGUGCGGAUGAAUUACAAAAGAAACUCGAUAAAAUAAUACGUGCUUCAAUGAACUGUAAAGAGGUAUUGGAGAAAAGUACGAAUCAAUUGCGUGCAGCUUGUUUUGGUCAGGAUCGUUUUUGGCGCAGAUAUUGGAAAUUACCUAAAGCUGGUGGAAUUUUCAUUGAAGCGCUUGAAUCAGCACAAUCUGAUAUUAUGCAAUAUCACGAAAUAAUCGAAGCAGAAAAUGAAGAAAAACAAAGAGAAAUUCAACAAUUUCCUUCGAAUGAAGUACCAGAGCCAGAAAUUAUAAAUGAAAAUGAUGAAAAUACAACGAAUGCUUGCAGUGUAGAAAAUGGUAACGAUGAUAACGAUAUGGAAAUAAUAACUAAAGAUAAUGUUGAAAACAUGGAGACUGAUGAACCCAAAAGCACUGUUGGUCUUGAGGAAGAUGAUGAUGAUGUGAUAGAAACGAAUAAAGUAGAACCAGAAAUUGUUGAUUUAGGUGAUGAUGACGAUGAUGAUGAUGUCACAGAAACACAACCUAAGCUUAACGAGAGUUACAAUAUAUCAAAUGAGAAAUCCGAUGUUAACUCAAUUACUCCGUUGGGUCCUUCUGUUACUACCAAAACUGAUUUUGAAGCAGAGAUUAAAAUUCCUAUUGUACCAACAUUCAAUUCAAGUGAAGAAAACUGUGAUAAAUUAGAAAAUAAUACACUAUCUUCAAGCUCUGCAAUCGAUUCAAAUGUAUGUAAUACUGCUUUAAAGCCAGAGGAUAUUAAAAAAGAGGAAGACUGCAUAAUUGUAUCGACAAGUGAUGGUACCGUCGAUUGUGGUGAAAAGUGGUUCUCUAUUGUUAAUCGUGAAAUGCCUCUUACCACCACAGAACUACAGUGUGAUGAGAGUAUUGCAGAAUUUCAGGCUGCAUAUGCAAAUAUUACUUGUGAUUCUUCCAUACAAAUACAGGGCCAUCGUUGGGAUAUUGCCAAUAAUGCACAAUAUUUCACAAUACCAAUGGACGAUUGUAAAGUUGAUACUACGAAAUUUAUACAAGAGUGUAUACUUUCUUUAUCUGGUCUUGAUGAAACUCAAGUUGAACAAAAAUUGCGUGAAUUUGAAGAGAAAGUAGCGACGGCUUCAAAAAACGGUCUGGGGUCUCCUCGUCAGCGAAUGAAGAGUGAAGAAGCGGCUAGCGGUGAUGAGGAGCAAAAGUACGGAGAAGAGUAUAUAAAAAAAUCUUUAAAAAAUGAAAGUCAUGAUGAAAAGUUUUUUCCCUUUCUUAACGACACAAAAAUGGACAGUGGUGGAGUAGAUGGUGUAGGCCUCGCGGGAGGUGGGAAAGAUAUUCCAAACGAGGAUUUUAAACCAGCUAAAAUUGAAAUUAAGCUAGACGAGGCAAUGAAUAUUUCUCUACAAAAUUUAUCUAACAUGUCAUUGAGCAAUAUCAGCACUUUCGUUCAAUAUGACGUGCCUACCCCUCUCUCAAUGACACCAGAUGAGCAUAAGUUUUUAGAACAAAUAAAAAAUGAGGGGCUUCCCAAAAAACUAACCAAUACUCAUGUACCACAGCAAAACCGAUUCGGUUGGUGGAAAGUAGAUACUGUCGAAAUGUUACGCAAAGUAAUAAACAAUUUAGAUCCUUCAGGUUUAAGAGAACGCGACUUACAAGACAAUUUAAUGCGUUUCUUGGCACAAGAAUUGCCACUGGGACUAACUUGUGAACUUAUCGGAACUGAUAGUAAUAACGUAGAGAUCGAAUAUAUGCCGCCUGAUAAGCCUAAUGAUUGGAAUCCGAAAAUCGCAAAACGUGUAGAAAUAGCUCUGCUCGAACAGCUGGAAGCACUAGAAGAUAAAAUAGCAAGUGCAUCGAUGCAACUUAAAAACUGGCAACUCCCACCGCGUAUUGAAAACGAACUUAAUUUAGAACAGGAAGACAUAACUGAAGAAGAUUUUGUCAGUAUUAUACCGAUGAUACGUGAACGCAUAAUAGAUUUAGAAGCUAAUAUUGAAAGACGCUAUCUGAAACCACCGUUGGGUUCACAAACUGGUGAUGCGCAUUUAGCUGCCAUAGCACAAACUCAACAAACAACGACACAAACACAAAAUUCAGCUUCAGCAGCAGCUUUUCUGCUACAAAUGCAACAACAAGCUGCAUCACAACAGCUACUUAAUAUGCAACAACAGCAAUCACAAAAUACUAUCAGUGCAUCCGCAUUUAAUGAGCGAGCUAUGGCCAUUGCAGCUGCCAAUGCGGCUGCAGCUACACAAAAUACUCUAGAUAGUAACAUGUCAACUAAUGAGAAUAAUUCUGGUGGCAAUUCACCAGAUAGCAAUUGUGACAGUGAUAGGGAUGAGAAGGUGGAAAAUAUACCAAAAGGCUUAGUUUCCUGGCGAGAUGCGGUAUCACGUUCACAUACAACCGCACAAUUAGCUAUGGCACUAUACGUGCUAGAAUCAUGUGUGGCUUGGGAUAAGAGCAUCAUGAAAGCGCAAAAACAGAAAAAAUCUAAAAAAGAAAAAAAAUCAAAAUCAAAAGAAAACGCAACCAGUAAGAAAAAGCAAUCAAAAAAAACAAACAAAGUAGUAGAUACACCCACUGUCGUUAAGAGUCCGAAAAGUAGUAAGAAGACUGAAAAAAAGACUCCUAAUCAAAAUAUAUGUGCAUCCCCCAAGCUAUCACCGAUACCAAUAGCUAAGAGUCCGAAAACUUUGACCACACCUAAGACACCAAAAAAGAAAGCUAAAAAGAAAGUGAAAACAAAUAAAAAUAAAUCCAAAUCAAAGUCAAAAACGAAAACAAAAUCAAAAAGCAAAAGCAAAAGUAAAAGCAAAAAGGAUUUAGAAAACACUACAGACACCGAAAGUGAGAUUGAGUCAUCUUCAUCUACAGAUAACUCUAAUGAUGAACUACCAACAGAUGUUGAUGAUAAUCAAGAUGAUCUUUCAAAUAAUUCAUUAACAAAAACCAAAUGUCAAAAGCCUGUAACAAAGACUUCAACACCAAAAAAAUCUAAAAAACUUAGUAACAACUUAAAAAACGUUACCGCUGCUUUAGUGGUCUGUGAGGGUAAUGAUAAUACUCCUACAACAAUUAAAAUCAAUUUUAAAUCCAAUUCCUCUAAAAAUUCUUUUGAUACUAGUACACCCAAAAAUAAAGUCCCAAAUACGAACCAAAUACCCAACACAUCCAAUACAUCCAAACCGUACAAAAAGUUCACUAAGACAACAACAACGACAAAAACUGCUACUACAACAAUAGAAACAAUCGAAACAACAACAACUACAGAUAAUAUAGGUACAAGUACAACAACAACUUCAAAAUAUUCGAAUUCCUUACAGAAUUGCCAGUUCUGCACAUCUGGCGAAAAUGAAGAUAAAUUAUUACUGUGCGAUGGUUGCGAUAAAGGCUACCACACCUAUUGCUUCAAGCCUAAAAUGGAAAAUAUACCCGAUGGAGAUUGGUACUGUUAUGAAUGUGUUAAUAAAGCUACUAAUGAACGUAAAUGCAUAGUUUGUGGUGGACAUCGUACAGCGCCUGUAGGAAAAAUGAUUUACUGCGAUCUAUGUCCUCGUGCCUAUCACUCAGAUUGUUACAUUCCACCUUUACUAAAAGUACCACGCGGUAAAUGGUAUUGCCAUGGUUGUAUAUCAAAAGCACCGCCACCAAAAAAACGCACUAGCAGCAGUAAACCACGUAGAGAUCGAGAUUCGUCUUCCUCAUCUUCAUCUAAAAAACGUGACAAACAUGGCGUGAAUACAAUUGGUGACCAACACAAUACGACAGCAGAACAUAAUUUGCAAAAUUCGUCACAGCAAUCAUUAAAUUCAUCACAUGAUGAAUCGAUGGCUUCACUUCCAGCUCCUUUGAGCCCAGCGCAUUCCAUUGCUUCCACCUCGUUUGAAGAUCAUCACAACAAUUCAAUUGACGGUACUAGAUUUCAAUCACAAAUAACAAAUCGUCCACAAAGUCCCUUAGCAAAUAACGAUUAUGGCGAUGUUAGUAUGGAAGAUAUAUCAGUACAUCAGCAAUCGUCUCUGCUACAGGCCUACAAUACUGUAACACCUCAUCAACCACAAAUACAUCAAACACUUCAACAACAACAACAACAACAACAACAACAGCAGCAGCAGCAAAUUGUACAACAAGUCGCACCAACAUCACCAUCAUUACUACAACAAACAAAUAAUUUUGUUAAUCUUGGUGCAACAAAUCAUCAAACACAUUUAGAUCCACAGUUACAGUCACAGUCACAGUCACAAAUGCCGUUAACAGUAUCACAAACUCAAAUACCAUACGCAAUCCCUCCAUCCUCACCGCAUUCUAUACAUCCACCACCGCCGAUGGUGAUGCCAAGCAUGCAAUCACUUAUACAACCACCAACUACUCUUUUACCAGCAAAUUCGCCACAACAUGUAACAUUUCCAUCACCACGUGCCACAACUCCAACACAUCACAUGCAACAGCAUUCACCACAACAUCAACUUCAACCGUCACCACGUCCAAUAACACCACCAAAUCUAGGUCAGAUAACGGGUCCGCCUCCACCAAUCAAUAUACACGCAGUUCAAGAAGCUAAAGAAAAACUAAAGCAAGAGAAGAAAGAGAAACACGCUACCAAGAAGCUGAUGAAAGAGCUUGCUGUAUGCAAAACCUUGCUAGGUGAAAUGGAGCUACAUGAAGACUCUUGGCCAUUUUUAUUACCUGUAAAUACUAAACAAUUUCCAACCUAUCGCAAGAUUAUAAAAACUCCAAUGGAUUUAUCUACCAUCAAAAAGAAACUUCAAGAUUUAAUUUAUAAAUGUCGUGAAGACUUCUGCGUUGAUGUACGUCAAAUUUUCGACAAUUGCGAACUGUUCAAUGAGGAUGACUCUCCCGUAGGUAAAGCCGGCCAUGGCAUGCGUAAAUUCUUUGAAAUGCGUUGGACAGAGUUGACUGACAAACAUUCAUGAUAUCAAAUACAUCACUAUAAGUAUUCGACAAGUGAUUAAUUAAAAAUGUAGCUACGUGCGAGUAUUUUAUUUUUAUAAUUCCUUUAAAAAAAAUGUUUUAUA
Molecule: messenger RNA, 10956 nt
Organism: Teleopsis dalmanni
Lineage: Eukaryota; Metazoa; Arthropoda; Insecta; Diptera; Diopsidae
Gene: tou
Product: bromodomain adjacent to zinc finger domain protein 2B
Exons: 20
Coding region: 1105-10854 (3249 amino acids)
Molecular function (GO): DNA binding; protein binding
Source: RefSeq, a predicted model, not a curated record